This is a messenger RNA of Cricetulus griseus (Chinese hamster), 734 nucleotides long. Lineage: Eukaryota; Metazoa; Chordata; Mammalia; Rodentia; Cricetidae. The record is from RefSeq and is a predicted model, not a curated record.
UGAAAGUUGCGUCUUUGGAGAGUGCCAUGAUCAUCAAUGUGCUGGAACAUGGCACACAGCAGGUGGCAGACUUGACUCUGAACGUAGAUGAUUAUAUUGAUGCAGAAGACCUGAGUGAUUUCCACAGGACCUAUAAGAACAGUGAGGAGCUUCAGUUUCAGAUCAGAUGUGGAAUUAUCACACCUAUCCAUGAGCAGUGGGAGAAGGCUCGUGUAAGCAGUCCCCAUCGGGAGUUCCCACCUGCCACUGCCAGAGAGGUGGACCCACUCCGGAUUCCCUCACACCACCCACACCCUUGCUGGCAGCCUCCUUGGUGUGAAACCCUGAGCCCUUUUGCUGUCGGGGGAGAAGACCUAGACCACGUCCGGUGUCAGAGAGGUGGCAUGAUUGUGGGUCCCCUGAGUUCUGACUUCCCAAGAGCACUUAUUGACCCAUCCUCAGGCCUCCCGAACCGGCUUCCCCCUGGUGCUGUGCCCCCAGGAGCUCGCUUUGACCCCUUUGGACCCAUUGGGACCAGCCCAUCUGGACAUCUCAGCCUCCCUUGCACUCUCCUGGAGCUGCCAUCACUGCCCUUGUCAGAACCGAGGCGCCUGCUGCAGCACCCCACCCAGCUGCAUAUAGGUCCCAAGGAGAAAUCUGUGUGUCUCUAUCAUCACCAGCUUCUCUCCACUUCCAAGGGAGACUCGGGCAACAUAAACCCUCCACCCGAUGCAGUCCCGGUCACAGCGCUAUAA